CAAUGGAUUUGUUUACUACUUUUGAACUUUAUCGUGUAGAUAACACUUAGUAGUUUUUGAUUAUGGAAAAGGGGUCUCUUAAAAAUAAACAAUGGUCUAAUUAUUUUUAAUUAAAAAAUUAGCAUUUUUUGGAUUUUGUUACGAGUGCGGCGACCAACUAAAGAACCCCCAAAAUCGUAAUGGGUAAUGAAAUUAAUAAAAUUUAAUUAUUUCAAUUUUAUAAGAUUUCGAGAAUCUGGUGAUCCCAUCAUUUUGAAUUGUUUAAAAGGACUUAUCUAUGCUUGAUUUGUACUAGAAUUACAGUCUUUUAACUUAAGGGCUUUAAAGCAAAAUAAAUUUAAGAAUAAUUCCAGUUUACCAGAUUUCGCGAUUCGGAACAUUCGGUACUUUAAGACGUAGUGCAUCCAUGGUGCAUCCUAACCUCAAUCAAGUUUUUUGAAAUCCGAAUUUUGAGUGUGUUUUUUUAAUUAUGGAAAAAUCUUACGCCUUAACCGAGCAUGAGGUUUUCACCCGCGAAUUCCUCACUCUUUACAAGCAAAACCCCAUAUUAUGGCAGCAAAAGCACCCUCAGUACAGAAAUCGGUCCUUGCGUUCGGAGGCAUACGCUACAAUUGUAAAAAAGUGCCAGGAGUUUAACCCCGAAGCUGACGAAGAUUUCGUCCGAAUGAAAAUCGAUUCAAUGCGGUCCACAUUUCGCAAAGAACGCAAAAAAGUAUUGCAGUCAAAAGCAACCGCCACCAAUCCUGAAGACGUCUACAAGCCCUCCUUGUGGUACUAUGAUUUGCUGUUGUUCACUGCGGGGGAGGAGGCCGAGAAUGAAGCUAUGAAUGAAACGGAUGAGGUUUUGUCGCCUGAGGAUGGCAAUUUAGUUAAAAUUCCCUUCUGGAGUCGCGAAUACUCAGCUAUUUUGAUCAAUUUUUACAAAAGUUACCCGUGUUUGUACUCUAUGUCACAUCCGCAUUAUAAAAAUAAGAAGAAAAGAAACGACGCUGUUAAGAAAAUUACGGAAAAGUUGAUGGAAGCCACAGGGAAAUACUUCCAUACGAGCGACGUGCGAAGGAAAAUUUCCCUAAUCCGAGGACAGUUCCUGUACGAGUAUAAGAAAAUUAAAAAUAGUGAGAGUAGGGGAGAAAAUUAUAAACCGACCUUGUGGUGCUUUGAAAUGUUAAGUUUUCUCAACGAGGAAUACGCAAACAAGAACAAAGUUGCGACCAAAAAGGCGGAAAGGCGCAUGAAUUUAAGACCUAAGGUCAAGCGGAAAAAUAGUUCUUCUGACGAUUCAGACGAAGAAAUGAAUGUUAAAAAAGAAUCGGACUCUUCCUUAUCUUCCGAAAGUGUUCAAAUCGAACCAAAGGAAGAAGACGAGGACCAGUUUGACACAACUGGCAAAAGUUUGGCCCGAAUUUUGCGCGAAAUGACCGACGAGCAACGAAUUUUCGCGAAUAAAAUCAUCAGAGAAGUGAUGUAUCACGGCCAAAUGGAACACCUGACAGCUAGUUCAAGGUUUAGUUUAGAUGGCAGUUAAACAAACAGGGUUGUUCAAGAUUGUAACAACUAGAAAAAAUCGAUGAAGGAAAAUUUGGUAACGAAAAAAAUUCUUACUCAUUUGAGGGACCGCGAAUAGUAAAGUUGGUUGGUACAACUGCAAGAUUUUGAUAAAUUGGGGCCCAACGAACGUUGGUACCAUUAUCAGUUUGCAACCUUUGGCGAAGAAAUUGAGGAAAAUUCCUACCAUUCCGUAGAUGUGGAAAAGAGGGAGGAAAACUGGGAUUACGUCCUGGAAAUUGCCCCGAGUCUCCAAAUUGACGACGAAAUCGGGCGACGACAUUUGGUAUAAAUUCGAAACGACGUUUUUGUGAGUAAGUUGCACUCCUUUAGACAGACCUGUGGUCCCGCUGGAGUAGGGCAAAAGGGCAACGUCAUCAGGGUUCAAAAAGUCUGCUAUUUCACUGUUUCUAGUAUCACACAAUUCGCUUAAUUUAAUACACUCAUUUGGUACAUUAUCGCUCUGUAAUAAAAAUAGUGAAAAUGAAAUAAUUUUUCUUAGUUUUUUACCUCAAAAACGGUCGGAAUUGAUCUCCUAAGUAUUUUUGUACAUUUAUUUAUUACUGGCAUGAGUUCGUUGGUCGUAAAAAUUAGUUUCGAGUCUGAAUCGGCGAGUUGGGCGGCCAUUUCAUCUACAAUUUUAUUUAUUACUGUAUUAGUUGUUUGUUUGUUUUAACCUGGGGUGUAAUAAGGGUUUACUGUAGUGACCACAAGCCCAGCUUGAAUUGUUCCUAAGAAAACGAUAGGAAAGUCUGGUACAUUUGGUAGUACAACGGCGACAGUGUCUCCUUUAUUCACUUGGAAUUUAUUACGCAAAACUCCAGCUAAAGCAACGCUUUUGUGGUAAAUUUCACCAAAAGUGUAAGAUUUCGUUGUAUCAAAACAAAUCUAAAUGAAUUUUAGGUACUAACAAUUAUUAUAUAUUUUUUUAAUUGAUAGGACUCACCACAGCGGUUUUGUCAUACCACUUAUCUAAAUGUUCCCACAUGUACUCAUGAAUUAGUUGAUUAGGGAUUAGAAUAUCAGCCGAUUUCGAUUUUAUUAUAUUUGUUUCGUUUGAUUUUGUUCGUGUUGAAAACGCACUUUUGUGCCUACACAUUUUAUUUAAUUUGCAGAUUGCUUGCCUAAUGUACAUUUUUUAGUGUUGUCAUAAAAUUGUGCAAUAAAAUAUUAAAUUAUUGCAUUGUUCUGACAAAAACAUAACCUUGUUUGAAUUAUGCAAUGCAUCAAAAACAAACAUUAUGUCAUGUGCUAAAAGUGUCAUUAGUCAGAAGUGCGGAAAAUGGUAAAUGCCAUUCAUUUUAAUUUUUUAAUAAUUUAAAAAUCUGUAUAAUAAUCACUGAUCAGUAAAAUAGACUUUUUCGGACUCAGAUGCCACAAAAUAAAUUAUUCGAAAAGACAAAAAGUGAGCAUGUUGUGUAAUGUUGCUUGCAUAGUUUUUUAAAUUUUGUUGUAAUUUUGGAAAUUAUGAUUUUACAAAAAUUCUGAUGUGCUUACAGCUCUGCAAUAAAGUUAAUUAUUUACACUUA
Messenger RNA from Tribolium castaneum (red flour beetle), 3074 nucleotides. RefSeq lists its product as hypothetical. Bases 470 to 1525 code for a protein of 351 amino acids. The record is from RefSeq and is a predicted model, not a curated record. The transcript is spliced from 5 exons. NCBI's taxonomy places the organism in Eukaryota, Metazoa, Arthropoda, Insecta, Coleoptera, Tenebrionidae.